Molecule: messenger RNA, 2632 nt
Organism: Notothenia coriiceps (black rockcod)
Lineage: Eukaryota; Metazoa; Chordata; Actinopteri; Perciformes; Nototheniidae
Gene: atg9b
Product: autophagy related 9B
Exons: 11
Coding region: 551-2632 (693 amino acids)
Biological process (GO): piecemeal microautophagy of the nucleus; reticulophagy; protein localization to phagophore assembly site
Cellular component (GO): phagophore assembly site; autophagosome
Source: RefSeq, a predicted model, not a curated record
AAAACAGUGGACACUCACUGACUGGAUGGUGUAUUUUUGGAAACCAGCUAACGAAACUCGCAACUGACUGGACAGCACCGUGUUGUGAUUUGAACACAGUGUAUGAAACGAGCUCUGGGGAAGAGUGGACUGAAUUCAAAGAAGAUUUCAACACCAGCAGUUAGAAGUCGGGAACAAAACAAACCGAUGGACUGCAUGAGGGGCUGAAUCAUUCACAGGCUAGCCAGACAGCAGACAGUGGAGUUAGGUUGUUAUCUUAAAACGACUAUAAGUAACAUUUAUAUCUGCUGAAUAUUCGUUUACUUGACCCUUAACUACCACUCAGUAUUUCUCUCGUUACCAUGGUCGUGUAGUUACACAAGCGUUGACCGCCGGGGUAGCAAAUUAGCAAGCUAGUGGCUCGCUGUCGCUAGCUAUCGUUGCCAUUACUUGAACUGCUUCAGCUGCUAGCAACAUAAUGUAGCUGAGGUUACAAGACUACAUUCGUAUCAUAUUGUGUUUACUAUAAGUAGCUUUUGAGUUAGGGGUAAGCUCAAGAAUAUGAAGAACAAUGGCCAACUUUGAAGCUUACCAGGAAUAUCAGAGAAUUGAAGACUUUGAGGAGGACUCGCCACCAGGGGAGGAGCAGGAUUUACUGGUGCAUGUGCCCGAAGGCCUAAAAGACUCAUGGCACCAUAUCAAGAACCUGGAUAACUUCUUCAAAAGGAUCUAUCAUUUCCAUCAGAAGAAUGGCUUCGCUUGUAUGAUGUUGUCAGAGUUCUUUGAACUUAUUCAGUUUUUGUUUGUUGUCAUAUUCACGACGUUUCUUGUCAACUGUGUGGAGUAUGACGUCCUGUUUGCCAAUCGAGCGGUCAACCACACCGGGCAGGGCCAGAACCCCUUGGACAGGAACAAGGUCACUCUUCCUGACGCCAUCCUCCCCAGUGAGCAGUGCACUGAAAGGAUUCAAGAGAACAGUUGGCUUAUAUUCCUUCUCAUCAUGGCAGCCAUCUUCUGGCUCUAUCGACUUGUUAAAGUGUUUUGCAAUGUUAUGAGCUACUGGGAGAUCAGGCAGUUCUACAUCAAAGCCCUGAAGAUCAGAAUGGAUGAACUAUGCAACUUCACAUGGCAGGAAGUGCAGGACCGUCUCAUCAGCCUGCAGAGAGAACAGCAGAUGUGCAUACACAAGAAGGAGCUGACAGAACUGGACAUCUAUCACCGCAUCCUGAGGUUCAAGAACUACAUGGUGGCCAUGAUAAACAAGUCUCUACUGCCAGUGCAGCUGCAGCUCCCCCUGCUGGGCAACGUGGUGUUCCUCACCCAGGGACUCAAGUACAACUUUGAGCUCAUCCUCUUCUGGGGCCCUGGCUCUCUGUUUCAGAACAAGUGGAACCUGCACCCCAAGUACAAGCGCAACGGGAACCGGCUGGAGCUGGCGCAGCAGCUCAGCAGAGUCAUCCUGCUCAUGGGUCUGGCCAACCUGCUGCUGUGCCCCUUCAUCCUGGUGUGGCAGGUGCUCUACGCUUUCUUCAGCUACACCGAAGUGAUCCGCAGAGAGCCGGGGAGCCUGGGUGCGCGCCGCUGGUCCCUGUACGGCCAUUUAUACAUGCGUCACUUCAACGAGCUGGACCACGAGCUGCACGGACGUUUAGGCCGCGGCUACAAGCCCACGUCCAAAUACAUGAACUCCUUUACGUCACCGGUGCUCACGGUGCUCGCUAAGAACUUUGCCUUCUUCUCAGGCUCAAUUUUAGCUGUGCUCAUUGCACUGACAGUCUAUGAUGAAGAUGUCCUGACAGUGCAGCACAUCCUCACCGCCAUCACAGUGCUCGGAGUGGUCAUCACCAUCGCCAGGUCCUUCAUCCCAGAUGAGCAUAUGGUGUGGUGUCCAGAGCAGCUGCUGCAGUGCAUGCUGGCACACAUUCACUACAUGCCAGACCACUGGAGGGGACAUGCUAACAAGAGCGAGACCCGCGACGAGGUGGCGCAGCUGUUCCAGUACAAAGCGGUGUUCAUCUUGGAGGAGUUGCUCAGUCCCAUUGUCACACCCUUCAUUCUCAUCUUCCACCUGAGGAACAAAUCUCUAGAGAUCAUCGACUUCUUCAGGAACUUCACUGUGGAUGUCGUUGGAGUCGGAGACAUCUGCUCCUUCGCGCAGAUGGACAUCAGGCGCCAUGGAAACCCAACAUGGAUGUCCCAUGGCCAGACGGAGGCGUCCAUAUACCAACAAGCUGAAAACGGAAAGACAGAGUUGUCUCUCAUGCAUUUCACCAUCAAGACCCCCCGCUGGCAGCCGCCUCAGGAGAGCUCGGUGUUCAUCAGCCAUCUGAAGGAGAAGGUGCACCACGACGCUCAGGGCGGCCCCUCCACCCAGCUGCUGCUCUCUGAGGCCCCGCUCUGCACCUCGCUGCAGUCCAACGGCUCCGGCGCUGCGGUUUUGGGAAGCUUUGUUUCGACACAGGCGCGGCUACUGGGUAUCCCCAUGUCAGAGUACCCAGGAAGUUUCCAGUCACAAAGCGGCCUCGGUUCCAGCCUCUCGAUGCCCACCGCUGUCCACCUUGGAGGCUGGCAGGAGGAGGAAGAGGAGAACGAAGAUGAUCAGGAGAUAAACAGUGGAUCUACUCCAAAACAGGGCACUGGGAGUAGUUGUUGA